GGUCACGCACAUGUUGCAUGUUGUGUCUCCACUGAAUGAAGUUGGAAGUCGAGGCCGGCUUUCGCGUUUGUCGACGAUAAACCUUUCCGCCCUUAUCGCAUUGUCUCUUGUCAUCUCGGGGGUGAUGGCUCAACAUUGAGACACGAUGGCUAGAAAUUGAAACACAGUGUAUCGUGUGUUUUAAUCCGGGUUUUACUUACCUAGCUCUCGACGCGAACAGGAUAGAGACAACGCUCGAAUGACCUGAAUUUCGAUUGCCCGACGACACGCGCACCCAUCGACGAGCACCCCCGGCCACAAUGGCUGAAAACCGCACAUCGUAUAUGGCCGCAGAGAGCCUCUCGCAGGCACGCGGCCUGUCAUCAUCCAUAUCCUCCCUAUCCGCAUCAAAUACUUCGGGACGCAACGCUGCGGCCUCGCACAUCUCCAAGACCUACAGGCAAGCGUCGACGCUCUUUCUCACGCGUCGCCUACCCGAGGCACUGUCGACUGUUCUCCCCUUAGUUUCACCGCCCCAUUCCGAUGACCCAGAUAAAGAAUCGGCCGAACCAGCUCCGGUUAUUCGGGCGUCUCGAUCCUCACGGGUCAAGGUCUGGAGCCUGUACCUGACCGUUCUCAAUGCGAUUGCCGAGCUCGACCCGGAAGACGGGAAGGAUGCAUUUGGCGGGCAGGAUUGGCGAACUCUCUGUUACAAGGUUCGGUCGGGAGAUAUCUGGGAGGAGGUAAUCCGCAACGGAUACCAUGGUGUCGAGGGGGACGUCGACGCAGAAGUGGUUAUCAACCUAGCAACACUCCUCCUCGCCCACUCCAAAACCCAAAACCUCAACCAGAAACGGCUCGAGAACUACCUCGCAGCAGCGCGCGCCCCGACCCUCGACAUCUCGGCCGACCGCUUCUCCGAGUCACCAGCACGGCGGCACCAGUCACCCUCACCCUCCCCGGCCUCGGGCCGUGCGCGGCGCCCGGCGCCCAGCGGGGCGGACACGCCGCGGGACCUCAACGCGCGGGUCAAGAUCCUGGAGCUGUACACGCUGCACGUGCUGCCGCGCAACGACGAGUGGGCGUACGCGCACGAGUUCAUCAGCGUGAGCCCCGUGCUGGACGAGGAGCGGCGCGAGGCCUUCCUGCAGGCGCUCGACACCCUGCGCGAGGAGCAGGCCGAGGCCGGCCGCCGCGAGGAGGAGGAGCGCGCCGCCCGCGAGGAGGCCAUCCGCCGCGACGUCGAGGAGGCUAGGCGCCUGCGCGCCGAGAACGAGGCCCGCGAGAAGAAGCGGCUGGAGGAGGAGCGUCUGAAGAGGGAGGCUGAGGCGGCGGCGCGUGACAAGGAGAGGGAGGGGGAGCGCGAGCGCGAGCGCGAGCGGAAGGCGAAUGCGAAGGCCAAGGCUAAGGCGACGGAGGACGAUUUUGGGGUCGAGAGCACCGCGUCUACACCGGUGCCUACCCCUACGUCACCGGCGCUUAAGAAGGGUGGGUGGUCUGGGAGCCAGGCCUCGGGUUCGGGGGGUUCGGCGAGGGCAAGGGGGCCGUUGCCGAGGAGGGGGCCAAGUGGCGGUGGUGGUCGCGGCAGUAGUACGCUGUUGCCGCCCCGACGCUCAUGUCGAGGGCGUCGAUGGUGGUGGCGAACCUCCGGACGUUGGUCGACGAGAUCGCGGGGGCUUUCCAGACCAACCCUUAUGUGCUGUUGCGGAUGCUGGCUUUCGUGGUUGGUUUGCUCAUGCUGCUGAGCCGGAAGAAGAUUCGUGAGAGGAUUGCGCAGAUUUUGCAGACGAGUUGGAAUAAAGUCAAGGCGACGGCCGGGAUGGGCACCAAGGUCAGCUAUAUCUAGCUACGGCGCGCCGGUUUGAAGU
Molecule: messenger RNA, 1847 nt
Organism: Chaetomium fimeti
Lineage: Eukaryota; Fungi; Ascomycota; Sordariomycetes; Sordariales; Chaetomiaceae
Exons: 2
Coding region: 300-1724 (474 amino acids)
Source: RefSeq, a predicted model, not a curated record